Pistacia vera is the source of this 1833-nucleotide messenger RNA. Its product is annotated as pentatricopeptide repeat-containing protein At2g15690, mitochondrial-like. Bases 203 to 1555 code for a protein of 450 amino acids. Gene Ontology annotation, biological process: RNA modification. NCBI's taxonomy places the organism in Eukaryota, Viridiplantae, Streptophyta, Magnoliopsida, Sapindales, Anacardiaceae. The transcript has a single exon. The record is from RefSeq and is a predicted model, not a curated record. Gene Ontology annotation, molecular function: zinc ion binding; protein binding; RNA binding.
GUCAAUUUGGACCGCUUACCACAACUUCCAUUCUCUAAGGCCAAGGGCAUAGCGGUUUUGCUAGAUAUUUUUGAGUGCGAGAUGGUUCCUUUGGAUAAGGGUUUCUUUUCAUAAUUUGGAGAGUGGGCUUGGAAGAUUUUCUCAUUUCUCCGAUACACAAUUCCAAUUCUAUUCUCCAAUUCAACCUUUUGAAACCUAUGAAAUGGCUGGAGUUGCUAGGUUGAGUUACUGCUCUCUCCCAAUGUCUAAAUUUUCAUCUUCAAGUACUUUUGAGAAAGUGAAGUUCAAUCUUCCUCCGUGCCCGUUUAUAGAAAUGGUUGGUGUGUAUGUUGUUUGCGCUAAAUAUUGUCCCACCAGUUCUUUGGCAAGGAGUAUUCAAGAUACUAAAAAGUAUAAAAAUUUAAUGGUAGCUUCAAGUUCUUCUCAACAAACUGUUCAUGUUCAAGGAGAUAAUCAGGUAAGCUUGGAUUUUAAACAUUUAUGCAGAGAAGGGAAAGUGAAAGCAGCUCUUCAGGCAAUGGAUAAAAUGGAAAAGAAGGGAGUUUUUUUGGGCUCCAUCGAUAUCGUUGAAUUGCUUAAGGUUUGUGUCGAUUUGAAAUUGUUGGAAGCUGGAAAAAUGGUUCAUGAGUAUGUUCUGAGGUCUCCAUCAAAACCAAGUUCCGUUGUGUUUAAUAAAUUGGUGGAAAUGUACUGUGGACUGGGUGAUACUGGAAGUGCAAAAAAAGUGUUUGAGCAAAUAUCUGAUAAAAAUUUGGAUUCUUGGAAUUUGAUGCUGCUAGGUUUGGCAGAAAAUGGGGAAGGAAAAGAAGCUCUUCAAAUUUUCGGCCAGAUGAAAGAAGCCGGGGUGAGGCCGAAUGGGUCUACUUUUGAUUGUGUUAUGGAGGCUUGUGUUUGCUUAGGAGCAGUGGAGGAAGGAUUAACACACUUUAAGUCGAUGAGCCGGGAUUAUUCUAUCAAUCCAACAAUGGAGCAUUACGAGAGUAUUGUUGAUCUUCUUGGAAGGUCACAGAAGAUUACUGAGGCUAAAGAGAUCAUUAAAAACAUGCCAAUUGAACCAAGCUCUGUGGUGAGGGAGACACUAGAAAAGUACACCAAAACUGGACGUACAGAGCAGCCUGGUGAAUUGGGUUCAUUUGUAUCACCUUCGGGUUUGAGACUUAGUAAUAAGAAGAAGGUAAGGGACAGCUUAAUUUCAAACCAAAAGAAAGCAAGUCCAGAGAGAAGCAAGGCCUAUGAAAAGCUGAGGUCUUUGGGUAAGGAGGUGAGAGAAGCUGGCUAUGUGCCAGACACAAAGUAUGUACUUCAUGAUCUCGACCAAGAAGCAAAAGAGAAGGCAUUGAUGUAUCACAGUGAAAGUUUGGCCAUUGCUUAUGGGCUAAUCAGUACUCCUCCUGGAACCACCCUAAGGAUCAUCAAGAAUCUAAGGAUCUGCGGAGAUUGUCACAACUUUGUCAAGAUACUUUCAAGCAUUGAGAAAAGAGAGAUAAUUGUUAGAGACAAUAAGAGGUUUCACCAUUUUAAGGAUGGGAAAUGUUCCUGUCGAGAUUACUGGUGAAAACUAAUUUCUUUUAGAAUUAUGGAGCUCCUUCCUAGUUCAUAAAACCUGAUUCUGUAUGUCAUCUCAUCUUUGAGUAGGACACUGUGUUGCUCUGUCGACUUAGAAGCAGAAAUUUGGUAUUGGAGAUGAAACCAUGUCAUCAAAGGCUGCAAUAACUUGGAAGAUUUAAGGCCACUGUUGUGGUUCAGACUUGUAAUUACAUGUUUAGAUGGCCUGUCGCAUGCGUUCAUCUGUAUGGAAACAACUAUGCUAUUGUUUACGUGUUAAUGAUCAAU